Molecule: messenger RNA, 3477 nt
Organism: Cryptotermes secundus
Lineage: Eukaryota; Metazoa; Arthropoda; Insecta; Blattodea; Kalotermitidae
Product: potassium channel subfamily K member 18
Exons: 5
Coding region: 83-2041 (652 amino acids)
Biological process (GO): stabilization of membrane potential; potassium ion transmembrane transport
Cellular component (GO): membrane
Molecular function (GO): potassium ion leak channel activity
Source: RefSeq, a predicted model, not a curated record
CUGUUCGCAAGCUAUUUCUGUUCUGCCGGCAGUCGCGGCGUGUGGGCUGAGCAGCGCCGCGGGCCGCAUCCUGACUUAAGGCAUGGAGGACGAAGCAGCGACAUCCACGGAUGUUAUGGCAACACCAGAACAAGUUCUGGCUGCUGGAGGCGUCUCCAAGAGACGCCGUGUUGUUUCCAGCUCCAAGAGGCGAAGUCCAUCGGGUCACAGACGGCGAGCAGCGACGCCUGAGCCACCCCAAAACUUGCAAAGUGAUCCAGACGAAGAAACUGAAAUGAGUGCACGUGCGUCAGCAAGCAACACGGCGGCUGUCAGGAGGAUCAGUACCGCUGAGAAAGCUUUAAUAAUGAAAAGAAGCCAUUCCUCGCCCGGGGAGGCACGACAAACUUUGUCUCCAGGCGAAGUGAAACAAGAAAAAAUUGCAUCAAAGCCUGCAGAGGCACUGGGACAGGAACCCGACUUGUCUCCAACUAAACCUGCGGUCACGAAGCGGAAAAGCACAGCAGAAAAGAUCCUGGUGACCAAACGGAGUCACUCCUCUCCUGGGGAGGGAAGGCUGAGUCUGUCUUCAACCGCGGGAGGCGAGAGGGAGGAACAAGGAGCCGUUGCGCCGCCGCGGAAUAGGACGUUCCCGUCUGAUGGCGUCGCGGGUGGAGAAAGUGCAGAUGAACCGACUGUCAGGAAACUGCAAGACGGGUUGCCCGGCGCGGAGCACGACGACGCCGGAGUUGGGAAAGAGCAGACGCCGUCCCCAACAGAGGCAGCAACAUGCAAGGAAGUGGUGUGCGCCAAACCGGCUCGCGAAGCGACCUGGGGACCGUUUUUCCGUGACGCGCGUCAAGAAUGGAAGAGAUUUGUGACCGAACACAGCGAUCAGUGGAACAAAAUAAUCGGGCAGAGGAACCGGUGUCUCGGCGCCCUCGUCGUCAUGUGCAUCUACUGCGGGCUGGGGGGCAUGGUCUUCCGCUUCACGGAGGGGACGUUUGAAGCGUUCUACAAGUGUGGCGUGAAGCGGGUGAAGCGAGACUUCGUGGACUCGCUGUGGCUCGGCAGCCACCAUCUGCUCGAGGACGAGUGGAAGUCCCAGGCGCGCAGGAAACUCAUGGAACUGGAGACGCAGCUCCACGCGGCGCACGACGCCGGCGUCACGACGUACAGUGGGCAGCGGUCCUGGAGCUUCCUGAACGCUGUGCUAUACUGCCUCACGGUGGUCACCACCAUCGGGUACGGCCACAUCUCCCCCUCCACCACGACGGGGCGGGCCAUCACCAUCCUGUACGCCAUCUUCGGCAUCCCCAUGUUCCUGAUCUUGCUGGCGGACUUCGGCAAGCUCUUCACGCGGGGCAUCAAGUUUCUGUGGGCCUUCGUGCGCCGCCUCUACUACACGGGCAGCUGCAGGAAGGUGCGGCGCACCGUGCCUGUGCAGGAAGUGAUGAAGGGAGUGCAGCUUGUGUAUGACUUCGCGACGUUUCGACGCCCGAGUCAGAUGGUGGGCGAGCCUGGAGGGGCGGCGCCCAUCGCCCGGCCCGAGGACGUGGAGCUGCAGGUGCCCCUCAACCCGCAACCGCAGCCCAACAUCCCCCUGGACAGCAACGAACCGCCGGGAACCCCCGCCAUCAGCACCUUCGAGGUUGACGACGAAUUCAACCUGCCCAUCUCCGUGGCAAUCGUCAUUCUGCUCAUCUACAUCUUCGUGGGGGCCUUCAUCUACUGGACGUGGGAGAACUGGGGCUUCUUCGAGUCCUUCUACUUCGUGUUCAUCUCAAUGUCCACAAUAGGAUUUGGAGACUUCGUCCCACAGCAUCCAAUGUACAUGAUGGCUUCCAUUGUGUACCUCAUAUUUGGCCUUGCACUAACAUCGAUGUGCAUCAAUGUUGUCCAGGAGAAACUAUCGGACAGUUUCCGACAAGCAAGCGCGAAGAUUGGUGCCACAAUUGGGCUGCGAGUGAAUGAGGAAGACGGCAGUAUAACACCGGUACCACCGCCACAGAUUGAGGUCCCUGAGGUCCACGGUACCGUCACUAAGUCGCAGUCAACAUGAAACAGCCAAACUCUUCACGGAUAUGGAGUUGCUGAUGUGCACAGCAUGCCGCAACACCUGCCACGCGCUUUGCCUGUAAGUGAAGGCACCCUCAUGCUCACCGACACAAAAAUAAUGCGUAAAAUGACAAAUUGUGCUGCUACUGUCACUGAAUUUAAAUUUUACAUUUUGUGAUUCGCUAUAUAGACGAAUGCUAGUCUUAUGGAAUGUGAUACCAUACAGUAUGGUAGAUAGGUACCAACACUUCAGAAAAAUGUACUGCUUCCAUCAUCAGAGAAGAAAGUGGAGCUGGUUUAUCCAAAACAUCUUCACCUAUGUAAGGAACUACAAUUGUGUCACAUCCCGAAAUACCAUAACCUUAAUGCUCACAGCUGUGAUUAUCUCAGCACUGUAUAUCUGCUUGUAUGGUGUUCUAUAUCUGACAUGCUCAUCAUGCUGAGGUGAGCUUAGCAAGAAGCAGAGAUCUGUUCUCAAUUGGCUUUGCUACUAGAAACAGGUUGCUUAUUAUGUACACAGACUGUAUAUGAACGUGAGAAGAGAAUUAUGUAAAUCGGUUCUUCAGUACAUAGCAUUUACUGCCAGAAUAACUAAUGUCUAUUUACUGAAGUGUCAAGUCAUUACAUAAAGUAACAAUGCGAUGUGUUCCAAAAAGCUCACCAGCGCAACUCAAAAUAUACACCGAAGUGGUGAUGGAUGGUACUGCCCUGUGAGUUUCAAAUACAGAAACUUUAAGGACUGCUCUUUUCUGGGAUGUGAUGAUAUUUUUUCUGAACGAAAGUGAACCUUUUAAGGGCCUCAUAAUCUCUCAACACUCCUUCGAAUCCUACUGGUUCCUGAUCUCAGUCCCCAUUAACCAUACUUCUACCUUACUUGGCUUUCUCUUCUACCCUGAAGAUGGAGGGAGCAGGUUCCUCUGAAAUGCUAGUAUGUACCUGCCUACCAGGCUAGAUGAUGUCACAUCCCAGAACAUCUACUUUUCACAGUCACAGCCACAGCCAUGACCUCAAAUCUCACACGGUAUGUUUUACUUUGAAAAUGCUGUACAGGAAAUGCAUCACUUACUUCCUUGCAAAGCACAAGAGCAGCUCUUACUGAUGUUUCUGUUUGUGUGCAGUAAUUUCAUAGAAGCGCAACAUGAAAAACUGAACUGCAUUGCAACUUCAGUACUCUGCUGCCUUACUACGUUGCUCUAAUUUCUUCGCACCGUCUAUACGACUUAUCUUCAAUGUGCCUUCUGUUGUUCUACUGUUUUAAAGUGUGUAAAUUCAAUAAUUUUAAAAGUUAACAUUUCAAGAAAUGGACUCGAUACUAGUUUCUAAUAUGAAAGAGUAAUUUUGUAUAGAUAUUUUGAAUGGUUCUACAUUUCUGCUGAUAUAAAGUUGUCAUCUGCUUAUAUAAAUACAGGAUGAAUAAAGGAUAAUGCAAUCUGGGCUUCA